Messenger RNA from Cornus florida, 612 nucleotides. Its product is annotated as early nodulin-like protein 6. NCBI's taxonomy places the organism in Eukaryota, Viridiplantae, Streptophyta, Magnoliopsida, Cornales, Cornaceae. Gene Ontology annotation, molecular function: electron transfer activity. Gene Ontology annotation, cellular component: plasma membrane. The transcript has 2 exons. Bases 1 to 612 code for a protein of 203 amino acids. The record is from RefSeq and is a predicted model, not a curated record.
AUGGCUUCUUCUUCAGUAACCAAAGUCUUCAACUUGGCUUUACUUUCCUCUGUUUUCUUGAUCUCCAUAGUUAUCAUCUCCGUCUCUUCUUACCAGUUUCAAGUUGGCGGUGACGAAGGUUGGAUUAAACCUACCGGAAACAACACAGAUCAGGCAUACAAUGUCUGGGCUGGCGAAAACAGAUUCCAUGUUGGAGAUACAGUUUAUUUCAAGUACCAGAAGGACUCAGUUCUGGUUGUGAACAAAGCUGACUACGAAAAUUGCGUUGUGUCAAACCCAAUCUCCAAGUUUCAAGAUGGAAACACAGUUUUUCGUUUUGAUCGCUAUGGAUACUUCUACUUUAUCAGUGGAGAGGUCGGUCACUGCAAGUCCGGUCAGAAACUGAUUAUCCGCGUGAUGGUGCAUCCUGAAUCAACUGAGCCACCAGAAUCUGCAGCCUCGCCUCAAGGAGGUGGUGGUGGAGGUGCAGGAGGUGGAUCAAACGGCGGCGGUGGCUCGGGUUCUGAUUUCUGGGGACCUCCUGGACUGAAUUCUACCAACAAGUUGUCUGCUGCCUCUUACUUAAUGACUGCUUUAGGAAGUGUUUUUGCCAUACUCUAUUUGGUCAUGUAA